Molecule: messenger RNA, 1035 nt
Organism: Pyrenophora tritici-repentis Pt-1C-BFP
Lineage: Eukaryota; Fungi; Ascomycota; Dothideomycetes; Pleosporales; Pleosporaceae
Source: RefSeq, a predicted model, not a curated record
AUGCUCUCCUUACGAACACUCGCCCGCAGUGCCCCGCGCUCUGCCGCCCGCUUAUCCACCAAAGCCGUUCGCCCACAGUCGCUGCGACCGGCGGCAGUGUUCCAGCCAUGGGCUGCCCCAAUCCCUCGCCUCACAUCAGCCUUCCACGUGUCGGCUGUGAGGAGACAGGAUGAUGGAGUCAGUGAAGAGCUGGUCGCAAAGCUCCAGAGCGAAAUCUCCAUGGAGGAGGGCAUGAAGGAGGACGAGGACCUCUCCGCCAACAUCAAGGACUACCUCGAGAACAGCCCUUUUGAGAUUGAAGACAAACCCGGCAGCCAGGAAGUCGUCCUUAGCCGCACUUACAACGACGAGAAGAUCCGCAUCACCUUUUCCACCUCCGACCUCAACAACAACCAGGCCGACGACCUUGAAGACAACGCCAUCUAUGACGAUGCCGAUAUGGAUGUGCAGUCUGGAGGCGCCAACACCAAGGGUUCCAUCAACCAGGGUAGGACUCAGGAUGGAAACGUCCGCGUAGCACCCGAGGACCGCGUUGCGCCUGCCGACCGCGAGGAGCUCGAGGAAGACUACGAAGAUGAGGGCCAACAGCAGGGUUUCCCCGCACGCGCUAGCAUCCGCAUUGAGCGUCCCGGAAAGGGCGCUCUGGCCAUUGAGGCUACCGCUCAGGACGGUGAUUUCCUCAUUGACGAUCUCUACUACUUCCCCUCUGCUGAGCUUGCCGACCCCGCUACUGCUGAGCAGGACUGGUCAAGACGCUCUCUUUACACCGGCCCUCCCUUCAACAACCUCGAUGAGGACCUCCAGAUUCUCCUUGAGAAGUACCUCGAGGAGCGUGCCAUCAACACCCGUCUUGCGCUCUUCAUCCCUGACUACAUAGACCACAAGGAACAGAAGGAGUACAUUAGGUGGCUCAACACCCCGCAUGCGGUUGGGUCCCCGGUAUACACCCUCAAAGAUCGAGGUACCUCCUUUGAUAAACGCUUUUCGCAACUUUUUGACUCGUUUUUCCAACAAGGGACGGAAGAUAGAACGUAG